CCAGCUGGAAUCAUUCAUCGGAGGGUCCAUUAGAUUUUAUCUUCAUUGAUGGGUUCUUCUUUUUUUGUGUUCAUGUGGUGUGGCAGUUGGCGCUGACCCUUAUUUACCGCCAAAAAAAAUAAAACGGUUUUUGCAGACCCUUUUUAAUCCUCCAGUCGCACACGCGUUUGUUAUCUUUAUCGGGCAUUUUGGCUAAGCCACGCUGCCGGCCAGGUCUCACGCUUCGCUCAAACGCCCGUCUGUUUCGGUGCACUUUCUCCUGCACACGCACAACCGGCCUCCGCCACGAGCCAUUUCGCUGUGAAACCUCCCACACGAUCUAUAAAGAACAACUUGUCUCCGCCAGACUACAUUGUUGAAAAUGUCGCUGCAACUCCCGCAAACGCCCAUAGAACUGCAAGUGCUUCAGACCUCGCAAAUGCCGUCUGCACAGGUGUCUGCCGCACCCCAGAUGGGCCAAAACGUGCCCAGUCCAUCGAAUCCCAACGCAGUAGCAUUCAAUGUGUCGGACCACUAUCAGAUCCUCGAAAUGGUCGGACAGGGCGCCUACGGAGUAGUGUGCCUGGCGAUCCACAAGCCCACGCAGCAGAAAGUGGCCAUCAAGAAGAUCGAGCCGUUCGAGCGGUCGAUGCUCUGCCUCAGAACACUCCGAGAGUUGAAGCUCUUGAAGAACUUCAACCACGAAAACAUCAUCAGCAUCUUGGCUUUGCAGCGGCCCAGCUCCUACGAGACCUUCAACGAGAUAUACCUCAUCCAGGAACUAAUGGAGACUGAUUUGCACCGGGUCAUUCGCACCCAGAAACUCUCCGACGAUCACAUCCAAUACUUCAUCUACCAAACGUUGCGGGCGCUCAAGGCGCUUCAUUCGGCAAACGUGCUUCACCGGGACUUGAAGCCGUCGAACUUGCUCCUCAACGCAAACUGCGAUCUCAAGAUCUGCGAUUUCGGCUUGGCCCGCUCCGUGGCCCUGUCGGAGGACAACUUCGGGUUCAUGACCGAGUAUGUGGCCACAAGAUGGUACCGUGCGCCAGAAAUCAUGCUUACGUUCCAAGAGUACACCACGGCUAUCGACGUGUGGAGCGUCGGGUGCAUAUUGGCCGAAAUGUUGAGCGGAAGACCGCUUUUCCCAGGCAGGGACUACCAUAACCAGUUGUGGCUUAUCAUGGAGGUCUUGGGUACGCCGAACCUGGAAGACUAUUACAACAUCAAGCUGAAACGUGCGCGCGAAUACAUCCGGCUGCUUCCUUUCUGCAAGAAGGUGCUGUUCAGCGAAUUGUUCCAACUGAUUCCCAACAUCAACCCGAAGGCCCUCGAUCUUUUGGAGCAGCUUCUUGCGUUCAACCCUACGAAGAGAAUCACUGUCGACAAGGCCUUGGAGCAUCCGUACCUCGAAUUGUACCACGACCCGAACGACGAGCCGAUGUGCGAGCCCAUACCAGAGGAUUUCUUCGACUUCGACCGCCGCAAAGACGAGUUGUCAGUCGAGGAGCUAAAAAGAAUGUUGUACGAGGAGAUCAUGAAGCCGUUGUGAGCGAAGCGACGUCCAGGUGGUGUCGCGCGGCGGCCGCGUCUACUACGAGGUUAUAUUUAAGAGCAUAGGGAAUCAUACCGAAACAGGAAAUAGAGAGUCAAUAAACCAUGGAUUAAUGGGCGUGGAUCCCCCAGACAUGAGGCAGAGGUCCGGCAUUCCUUUCCGCUGCGCAAGCUGACUCGGCCUGGGGCCGAAAGGAGAACUCAGGGCGA
Metschnikowia bicuspidata var. bicuspidata NRRL YB-4993 is the source of this 1743-nucleotide messenger RNA. RefSeq names its product mitogen-activated serine/threonine-protein kinase (gene CEK1). Gene Ontology annotation, molecular function: ATP binding; MAP kinase activity. Gene Ontology annotation, biological process: protein phosphorylation; intracellular signal transduction. NCBI's taxonomy places the organism in Eukaryota, Fungi, Ascomycota, Pichiomycetes, Serinales, Metschnikowiaceae. The transcript has a single exon. The record is from RefSeq and is a predicted model, not a curated record. Bases 362 to 1531 code for a protein of 389 amino acids. Gene Ontology annotation, cellular component: nucleus; cytoplasm.